Messenger RNA from Pieris napi, 1643 nucleotides. It is a transcript of the gene Lsm12a, whose product is annotated as LSM12 homolog A-like. Bases 119 to 682 code for a protein of 187 amino acids. The record is from RefSeq and is a predicted model, not a curated record. The transcript is spliced from 3 exons. Lineage: Eukaryota; Metazoa; Arthropoda; Insecta; Lepidoptera; Pieridae. Gene Ontology annotation, molecular function: RNA binding.
CAUUUGUCACUUUCCAAAUUCUGUUACCAUUCCAAUUUCCAUGGCGGAUUAAAUUAGGAAAAUAGAAAUCACAGCAAAACAAUUUACAAAUAUUAAAAAGAAUUCAACAAACGUAAAAAUGUCGACAGUCGUGUCUGACUGCUUCACAAUCGGCAGUAUAGUGGCUACCAGAACGUGUUACAAUGAACAUAUCGAAGGAGAAGUGCUUGCAUUUGACCCACAAACUAAAAUGCUUAUUUUAAAAUGUCCAUCAUCGAGUGGUAAUCCUAAGCGCCACGAUGUUAAUGUCGUAAAUUUGUCGCUCGUUAGCGAUGUUCAGGUAAAAAAGGAAGUGACUACAGUGCCCGACCCACCACCGUCGCUGAAUCUUCAUAGGUUAAACACAAGAGUUCGAAACGCGAUAGAUAAUAAACGAAGGCUGGUAUCUGCUCUAUCAGCAUGUCUAGAUCCAGAAGGCCAGCGUCUCUUUAUGGCGAUUGCUAGAGUUAUAGAAGAUGUGUCAUGGUCAGGCCAGAGUAUCAGAGUCUACAAUCAAGUCACCAUCACACCACCAUAUAAAGUAGACAAUGUGAUAGGUGAAACAGAUUCCAAAUCAUACAAUUACAUAAGAAAAUUUGUGGAGCGUCACUGGCGCGAACAACAAGCGCGUACAGAAUCCACAGUCCCCACAGUCAACCAAUAAUCUAGUAAUAUCUGGAAUAUUUUGACAGUUUUAUACAAAUAUGAAGAACAGAUCUAAUUUUAAUAUUUAAAAAAAAAACAUUUAAUUUAAAUUCAUCAAGUAAAAAAGAUAGAAUACAAUCUUUUUUUUAAGAUGUAUCGCAUGAAAAUUUUUAGUAGCUUUGAACAUGUAGAUUAAAGCAUAGUUCUUUGUGUUUAGUCUUUAUUUAUGUUUUUAAUUGAUUUACGGUUUUUAUUAUGAAGCCUAUGUUUUAAACGUUAAUGAAGUAUGGUUUCUGAACUGAACCUCUCAAAAGUUUUAUUUAACAUUAUAAAUAAAUAAUGAUCAUACUGUUUCUUUUCCUUCAUAAAAAUUUAAAGAAAAUAAUUGUGUAAAACUGUCGGAACUGGAUCUUUUGUAACUUUAAGAAAGCAGAAAAUUGCAAAUGAAUAGACGAAUGUAACAUGCUAAUUUCAUUGUAGUUUUUAUAGUUACAAAAGACUUAUUUUCCAAAGAUGUUUUACGGAACAAAUCAAAAUUUUGUUAAUAUGUUUUGUAAAAACCUUUGACUUGCUGAGUCGUAGAGCAGUUUGCAAAAAUAUUUUAAUUUAUCUAAAAUUAUUAUUACCUAUAUAUUGGAUUAAUUAUUAAAAACAUUGUAUAAGUUACAGAAUAACCCAGUUUAUAUUAUUUUACGAGAGAUGGUAGUCAUGGAUGUAUAAAUAGGGAUGUAUAAAUUGUGCAUCAAUUAUAAUUUCGGUAACUAUUAGUAGAUUCGAUUCAAUGGGUUCACCACGACUUAGCAAGACAAAGGCCGUAUUUAGGAUAUUUCGUUUAAAUAUAGAAUGUUAUUUUCCAUCGAGUCCUGGCGACGGUAGUAUCAAAAAAUGUACGCAAAAAUAAAAUUAUUUUAAAACUUUUAUCUUAUAUAUAAGUUCCGUGAAAUGUUAAACACAAAUAAAUGUAAAUAUUUAUUACUACA